Messenger RNA from Cryptomeria japonica (Japanese cedar), 1604 nucleotides. RefSeq names its product protein NEOXANTHIN-DEFICIENT 1. The transcript has 10 exons. The record is from RefSeq and is a predicted model, not a curated record. Lineage: Eukaryota; Viridiplantae; Streptophyta; Pinopsida; Cupressales; Cupressaceae. The coding region runs from base 654 to 1535 and encodes 293 amino acids.
UUCGUUUGCAUUAACAAUCAUGCGAAACCAUAUUUUAUUGGCCAAGUUGGAUACACUGUACCUUUCCAACCGCACAAUUCGCACGGAAGUUUCCCUGAAUCCAACUUUUCCAAUUAAUAACACAUACUUAUGAAAGACUUUAACAAUUAAUAAUACAAACCUAAAAAAUCUGAAUUUCUCCAAUUAUUAACACAAAUCUGAAAAAGUCUAAUUGCAUUGCUGUAAAGGGACUAUUGGUUCAUAUGAAUCUAGGUCACCAAUCAAGGUGAUCCACCUGUCACGAUGCCUUCUCUUGAUGAUUGCUCGCUUUAACAAACGAAAAACCUAUCCAUUCCCGAAUCCUCCAUGAACCCAAAAACAGUGCUAUUGCAAGUUGCAACAAAUUUGGGAGAAACAGUGCUCUGGCAAGUUGCAACAAGCUUGGACAAUCUUUUGUGUAAUACAACAGCUACUAGAUUUCAGUGGGCUUUACUGCCUUGGUACCUGUGAUAUCUUGCCUGCUAUAUAGGUGGAGGUAGACAUGCUCUGUCACUUCUCUAAGUUUUAGUGCAAAAUGUACAAAAUAGACUUCUUGGCAAAACUGAAGAGUAUGGGAGUGUGAGGCAUAUGAGCCACUUAGCCACCCUGGUCAGAAAGUCAAAAAAAAAUUUGCAAUGGACACGUGUGAGGAAUCUCAGCAGACAAAAGCGGCCUCAAAUUAUGGCAGUGGAGCUCCUUGGAUGUUCAGAGGCAGGGCCUUUUAUCAGAUGCACUUAGUGAAGGCAGAUGUUGUUCGUGAAUGCAUUCCCAAAGGACUCAAAUUGGUUCAGGCAUUUGGAUAUACACUUGGAGGAAUAUACUUGGCACAGUAUGAUGAUAGUCCAGCAGGAAAAUUUGAUGAGCUUGUGGUGAUUGCUGGUACUGUCUGGAAUUGGCCAACUUCUUGCGCGUGGGCUGCAAGAGUACUUGUCAACAACAAGGAAGCCCGUGAUCAUGGUCGAAAGGAAAUUGGUCUUCCCAGUCACUUCGCUUCUUUUUUGAAGGCAAACAUUGCAGAUAAACAGCAACAAGAACAGCAACUCUUUCCAGAGCAGUGGUCUAGACAAAAGUCACAAUCAGAAAAGAGGAACAAGUAUAAGGGCAGGUUAGAGAUAACAGUUUCUGAACAGAGUAAUGGGCUUAAGAUAAAAACUUCGAUGGAAUCAAAUAGAGAUGAUAGAUGGAUGAGACCCAUCAUGAGAUUCCCGCUUCCAAGUUUUAGUGGCUGCACAAAGUUCCAGCCUGACCUUCUCAAGUACUCAUGCACAAUAGACUGCAGAGUGCGAUUUGUGAACACAGCAAUAAUUUCAGCAUGUAAUCCAAACCUGAGUAAAAAUGAUUAUAGAAUAUCAGGUACUGGAUAUGGAACAGAGCUGGAAAUAAAACAAAAGGAAGAAUCUGCCGAGAGGGCUGCCCAAAAAUUAACAAUUUCUGUGCUUUCAUCAAGGCCAAUUAUUGCUUUUGCUUUUGAUGACAUGAAAAUGCUUGUGAGAGCUCCUGUAAACGGCAAUAAAUAAUUUUAUUCUUCUAAAACUUAUUGAUUUGCUGUAAAGUUAUAAUGGAAAGGUCCAAUCAUUAUAUGUUCA